GGGAGGAGCCAGCUUGGGGUACUUUGUAAUUUUAUCAGUGCCGUUAUGUGGCAACUAUUUGCUUAACUUGGGUAUGUAAGCAAAGAAUUUCACAGUGAAGAAUUUCACUGUUCUUUCAAUAAAACAUUCCAUUCCAUUCCACUUAAGAUCUAAGUAUCUAAGAUAUUAUUCUGGCUCCACCGACGAGAUACAGACUGGUGUCUGCUUGAUUCACAAUCCUGUUACUUCUCAUCUCUCCCAGCUUUAGUAUAUUCCUCCCUGCCAUUGAAACACUCUAGAUUUACAUCCAACCCUGUCGUACUACCCACCAUCAAAAUUUUUAACCAAUUUCGUUGCCAUUAUAAGCUUACAUCAACAUCAGUUCUGGGUCCCAUUCAUAGUAACCAUUUAUUCCCCCCCUCUACACUUGACUCAACCUUUCGACAGUGGGGUUUGAAUGGUCUUAUGUCCAUUAAGGAUUUAUACACUAACAACAUAUUUGAUAGUUUCGACUACCUACACAAAAAACAUGGCCUCCCACAUAAUCAUUUCUUUAAAUAUCUUCAGGUUUGCCACUUUGUCAUGAAAACAUUUCCUUAUUUUCCUGAUCUCCCUCCUGUCACAGUGUUGGAUAAACUCACUCUUACCUUUGCAAAUAAAGGACUGAUCUCUGCAGUAUAUUCUCAAUUGAUGUAUUUAGGAGAUCAAAACCUGAACAAAGUUAAAGCUAGGUGGGAGAAUGACCUUGGUAUGGAUCUGUGUGAGGAAUGCUGGACAGAAGCGCUGAAAGAAGUCCACUCCUCGUCAUCAUGUGCUAGAUUGGGGCUCAUACAAUUUAAAGUUUUACACAGGGUUCAUUUAAGCAAAGCCAGGCUUGCGAACAUAUAUCCAGGGACGGACGCUGGCUGUGACAGGUGCUCGUUCUCUCCAGCCAAUCUAACUCAUGCAUUCUGGUCUUGCCCCAAACUUGUUAACUACUGGGCAGUGGUUUUUAAACCCAUCAGUGAAGUCCUUGGGAUGACAGUGAGACCUUGCCCGCUUGUAGCUGUAUUUGGUGUAACAGAUAAAACCUUGGGUUUAAAAACAACCCAGUCUGAUAUCAUUACAUUUACAUCACUUUUGGCCCGUAGGAGAAUCUUGCUGGUCUGGAAAUCUACUACUCCUCCAUAAAUCCAUGCUGACUUUGCCCAAUGAUUUCACCACUUUCCAAAUGUGCUGCUAUGCCAUCUUUAAUAACUGACUCUAGCAGUUUCCCCACUACUGAUGUUAGACUAACUGGUCUGUAAUUCCCCGUUUUCUCUCUCCCUUCCUUUUUAAAAAGUGGGGUUACUUUAGCUACCCUCCAAUCCUAAGGAACUACUCCAGAAUGUAAAUGGUUUUGGAAAAUUAUCACUAAUGCAUCCACUAUUUCUGCGGCUACUUCCUUAAGUACUCUGGGAUGCAGCCUAUCUGGCCCUGGGGAUUUAUCGGCCUUUAAUCCAUUCAAUUUACCAAACACCACUUCCCGGGUAACCUGGAUUUCACUCAGUUCCUCCAUCUCAUUUGACCCCCGGUCCCCUGCUAUUUCCGGCAGAUUAUUUAUGCCUUCCUUAGUGAAGACAGAACCAAAGUAGUUAUUCAAUUGGUCUGCCAUGUCUUUGUUCCCCAUGAUCAAUUCACUGUUUUCUGACUGCAAGGGACCUACAUUUGUUUUAACUAAUCUUUUUCUCUUCACAUAUCUAUAAAAACUUUUGCAGUCAGUUUUUUUGUUCCCUGCCAGUUUUCUUUCAUAACCUAUUUCCCCUUUACUAGUUAAGCUACGGUCCCUUUCCUAAUUAAGCUACAGUCAGGCAAACGUCUCCGCUGUCACGCUGUGAAAACAGAGAGGAAGAGACGGAGUUUCGUCCCACAGGCCAUCAGGACUGUUAACUCUUAUCUCACCAGGGACUAAUUUACCCUUGUGUUGUGGCUUUUUAAUAUAUUUUUUCUAACAUGUAAACAAUGGUUCUGUUCUAUUAUGUUCUGUUGUUUUUGCACAAUCCGCAGGCAUUGCCACUGUCAUGUCACUGCACAUCUUGUUUGUGUAUGUGACAAAUAAAGUUGAUUUGACUUGAACUGCAAUGUGCAGACUGUGAAAGGGAGAGCUAUUUCAUGGAAAUCACAGGUUUAAGCUUCACCGUGUGGGCAGCUCAUUCCUCUGAGCUGCGGAGUUUCCCCGUGAGUGAGGAGCAAAGCCCGGAACUGGAUUAUUCUUUUUUAAAACAAACCUUUGGACGGAAGGAACUGCAGAUGCUGGGUUAAAAAGGUAGACAUAAAAUGUUGAAGUAAAUCAGCGGGACAGCAGCAUCUCAGGAGAGAAGGAAUGGGUGACUUUUCAGGUCGAGACCCUCCAUAAAUAGGAGCUGACUGGUUCCUCUGCAGCAGAACGUGAUUCAGCAGAGAGUUGCUGCAUUGGGCAGAGGAUCCUUCAGCAGACAUUUCAUCAGCGACACAAAGUGGAAGAUGGGCAGAGCAGCCAGUGUGACCAUCCUCAUCCUCCUUCUGUGUGCCGUCACUGCACAGGGUAUUCCGAUCCUAGUUGCACAUGGACGGUGUCACUGCACUGGGACCAGCGCUAAAGUUAUUCCUCCAAAGUCCAUCCGGAGUCUGAAAUUCAUUCCCAGUGGAUCUCACUGCGAGAACGCAGAGAUAAUUGUCACGCUGAAAAAUGAGAAGAAGGUGUGUGUGGAUCUGGAAGCCAAGUGGUUGGAGAUACUCAUUAAGAAAGGCAACAAACACCACAAAGGAACAAAAUGAAGCUGCAAUCCAAGGGAUUCAAUUCUACUCCAGGAGAAUCUGCCGGGGAAUGAAGGAGGCUCAGCCGUGGGAGUUAACAGUGUGAUUCACCUUCCAGUGGUUCAGUCCAGUGUCUCCUCUUCAUUGUUUUCCGGGAAUGAUCUAGGGUGCCUCCUUGUCACAGUGCAUGUUUACAUCCUGUUACGGGGCAUGUUUAUACCUGAGCAAACAAUCUGAUAGUGGUUUUUAUCUUUGUGCCAAAUUCAAAGUUUAUUUUGAGGUUUGUGUUAACUUAGGUAGAUUUGGACGUGAACUCUGUAGAAAUGAAAUUAACAUCCGUUGUUGAAAUGUAAUACUAGCCACGAUAAUGCUGGCUGCUGUAUAAUUGAGUUCCCGGGAGGCCUUGUUCAUCUUGAACUCAGUACACAUGGGAAGCCAGUGAUGAGCUGGUGGACUGUGCCUAUUAGUAAAUUAAGUGUAAUAAUAUUCACUCCUAGUUCGUAACCCCUUCAAUUCCAUCAUCCUCUCUGCACUCUCAUGACCAUAGUCGCUGGCCUGAGAAAAUAAUUACACCACUGUGGAGAAAACGAUUUGUUAUCACAUGUUGUAAUCUCAAACCCAUGCAUUUUACCAGGAGAGAAAGAGGAUGUCGGCCAAUAUAUAAAGUUGAAUUAUCAUUGGUUAUUUCAUUAAAAUGAUCUGAGAUAGGAUGGUAAUGAUGGAAUUAAUGAAAUAAAUAUCUUCCACAUUUUUGCUGAACAUAUGGUGCAUUGCAACUUAAUUUCAAAUGUUUCCAAAGCAUUUUUAUUCCGUUCCCAUUUCUGUUUAAAUCCUGUUCAUAAUCUGUGAUGUACCAAUGUCAAUACUGUUGCCUAAUUGUUUUUGUUCCAGAUUGAACAAAAAUAUUCUUGUCAUAAACUACAAGAGCAACUACCCACUCGUAAGGGUUGUGCCAUUUCCCAGCAUUGUUUUAGACCAUUGAUAUUUUAACUGGAGCUGGUGUUUUCUCCUUAAAUCAUAUUUUAGGAUUUAUCUAGUCUGAAGAAGCAAAUUCUCUGCAGAUGUGAUUAUGUGAUGAUAAACACCUACAUUUUGGAAGGAAUUGCUGCUAAUAGUCUGAUUACCACUGGAGUAAAUGUAAUUGUAAAUAAUAGUAAUGUCUGUACAAUAUAUAAAAUAAAUAUUUUUGCCCUGAGGAACAUUCACUGACUGGAUUCAGUUGAACAAUGACACAUUUGUACAGUUGAUGGUUGUGAUUGAUUUUGCUGAGCAUUUUUUAAACAAAUUUAAGAAAACAUAAUAAAAUGGAUAACUCAUAAAGAAAUUGAUGUCUUUGCUUCUUAAUCUUCAGUACAUAGUUCCUUUUUUGAGUUUAGUUUAGUUUAGUUUAGUUUAGGGAUACAGGGCGGAAAUCGUCCCUUCGUCCCACAGAGUCCGCACCGACUAUCGAUCCCCGCACACUGACACUAUCCUCCACACUCUAGGAACAAUUUAAAAUUCAUGUCAAACCAAUUAACCUACAAACCUGUACGUCUUUGGAGUGUGGGAGAAAACCAAGGAUCUCGGAGAAGGCCCACAUGUUCACGGGGAGAACGUACAAACACCGUACAGACAGCACCCAUAGUCAGGAUCGAAAUUGGGUCUCUUGUGCUGUAAGGCAGCAACUCUACCACUGCACCACCAUGCUGCAAUGUUCCCUAGUCCUAUAUUUGAUCAAUGAAAUAGACUGAGUAAUGGAGAGCAAUUGGUCCACAGCAAAUGUUGUCAAUAGGAUUUCAUGGAGUUUAUUUAACUUGUCCUUUGUAGAACAAUUCAGUUGGAAAGAUGACACAAAUCAUACCGAGAAGAUCCAGCCCUGGUUAAACCACACUGCGUACUUGUGCCCACACCUUGGAUAUAUAUAUUGAUUAUUGAGGAUAUUAAAUAGACUUGAAGUAACUCACAUUUAAAUAGACUUGAAGGACAUCACAUUUGAAUAGACUUGAAGUACAGCACAGGAACAUGUUCUUCGUCCCACCGUAUCUCUGUGAACUGUGAUGUCAAAUUAAACAAAUCCCAUCUGCCGGGAGCCAAGGCAGUUUGUCCACCUUGCUGUAAAAAUCACAGCAGGACUUUGCAAUUAACCUUAAUUCCUGCCUUGGGCAAAAAGUCAAGAGUGUUUUAUUAUCAUAUGUCCAGGAUAGGACAAUGACAUUCUUACUUGCAGCAGGACAACAGAAUAUGUAAACAUAGUACAUUGUAAACAAUAUAAUAAACGAGAGAGAAAAAAAAUCAGUGUGUGUUUCUACUCCAUAUAUAAUAGUCUAUGUCGUUCAGAGCUUAUUUGAGGUUGUUGUGUAUAAUGGAUGCCAUUACCUCAACACUUUAAGCCUUUUUUCUUCAUUUUCCUGGAUAUUUACUCGUGCCAACUCCUUCAGGUCACUGAUCCUCCUAAGUCCGACUUGGCAUCUCCACUUCCCAGGGACAGCCCUGACUAAAGCUCCAGUAUCUGCGGAUUCAGGCUGCAUGUGACUCUAUUCCUAGAGUAACCAUAAUAGCUACUCUGAUCCCAACAACACGAUUCAGUUCAAUUCAAAACGUAUUACAUCUUCAACCCCCUCCCUUCACUCACAAUCUGUUCCUCCCUGCUGGAUUCACCAUCACCAUUCCAUCUCUUGCCUGGGUUGUCCUGCAAUCUUCCCUUGUUCAUACAUCAGCAUCUCCCUCAGAACCAGGGCCUUUUGUAAACAACAGGUAUCACCAGCGCUAAACAAACUAACACUUAUUGUCAAAGAUAUUAUACGCUAUUAAAUCUCAAUGUAUGAUUUUCCACCAUGGAACUUAUUUAACCCAGCCCAACUUCACUACAUGAUGAAUACACAUCUGCACAGGGGCCGGUCCCACUUCGAUCGCCGGAGCCGUAUGGAGUUGUGCGGGGCUGGUCCCACAUCGUGUGGGGCUCCGAAAAACUGAUACUGUCCAAAGAUUCCACGCGGCAAUGGCCACUGGGCCCGCAGCCGCAUUGAGGCCGUACGCAGCGCCUCGACGGGCAUACGCAGCGUCUCCACGACGUACGCAGCGUCUUGACGCCGUAUGCAGCGUCUUGACGGCGUGCGCCUAGCGCGUGGCAUUGCGCGAUGACGUCACCGCCCGGCGUGCCGUUACGUGAUGACGUAACAGCCCGAUGCCGUGCGACAUCCAAAUUCAGUCGGCCCGCCUCCAGACCAGCUGAUUGGUGAGUAUGAUGUCGGGACCAGCCCCGCACAACUCCAGACUGCUCCGCGGUUGGAAGUGGGACCGGCCCCUCGAGGCCGUACGCCUCAAGCAACCACGUUUGGUCGCGCUAGACGCAUGCAAUCUAAUGCUGGUGGGACAGGCCCUUAACUCUUUCAGAACCCUGGGGUGUACUCCAUCUGAGCAAAGUGACUUAUCCACCUUCAGUCCUGUCCAUGAUACAGGCUUCUGUUCCUAGGAUGUUAAGUUCAAGGGGCAAUUUAGAUUACCAAUUAUUAACAUUUUCAUGCCGUGUAUUAUUAAUGAGAUAAACUACAUUUAAUGGACUCAUACUAUCCUCUGAGCUGGCCUUGCUGCCAGCGUUAGCCCUUUGCAGGAAUUCCUGUUUUCCUGUUUGAUGUUAUUUGCAAUGAGAAUCCUCCCAGCCUGUGAUGAAUUACAAAAACAAGUGCAUAAAUCUCGCCCCCUGGAGGAUGGGAGUAAUUUAAUUUGACUUCAUGGUCAAAAUAGACAUCAUGGAUUGAAGAUCCUGUUCCUGUGCUGCACUGUUCUAAGUUCUAAUUUUCAUGUUUCUUGGUUAAUACGUAAUCGUGUGACAUUCGUG
Molecule: messenger RNA, 6550 nt
Organism: Leucoraja erinaceus (little skate)
Lineage: Eukaryota; Metazoa; Chordata; Chondrichthyes; Rajiformes; Rajidae
Product: interleukin-8-like
Exons: 4
Coding region: 2461-2754 (97 amino acids)
Biological process (GO): inflammatory response; cellular response to lipopolysaccharide; antimicrobial humoral immune response mediated by antimicrobial peptide
Cellular component (GO): extracellular region
Molecular function (GO): chemokine activity; CXCR chemokine receptor binding
Source: RefSeq, a predicted model, not a curated record